Molecule: messenger RNA, 2734 nt
Organism: Tripterygium wilfordii
Lineage: Eukaryota; Viridiplantae; Streptophyta; Magnoliopsida; Celastrales; Celastraceae
Product: protein UPSTREAM OF FLC-like
Exons: 7
Coding region: 429-2027 (532 amino acids)
Source: RefSeq, a predicted model, not a curated record
GACUCUACAGUGUCACUAUCGAAUCAGCCAAAAUCAAAGAAGACGACCAGAAAAUAAAGAGUGACCUCGCAAGCUUCCCUUCCGUUCCGUCGUCUCCUUCACUAGUCACCAUCACAUACAUCGCUCUUUGAAUGCCCCGAUAAAUAAAUAUAUCACCUCACACACUGUUUCUCUAUUUCAAGCAAUAAUUGCGAGCUCUUUCUUCUUCCUCGCUGAACCAUUUGUGCACAGCCUCUCUCUCACUCCACACAUUCUUAUCUCUUUCCUUCUGAAUGACGGUAUCGGAGAUCUGAAGCUAAUUCGACUGCGUCUGUUUGGUUAUUUUCAACCAGGUGAUGGUUGUGCUCGCCGAAUAGACAUUCCCGGGGUAUAUUAGAGGAGACUGCGAGCUCUGCUAGGGUUUUAUCUGAUGCGAGUUUGGAUCAGGAAUGGAUGCUAGAAUGAAGAAGUACCGGCAAGUGAGUCCAGAGAGGGCGAGAGUGAGGACAGCGAGGUCGCCAAAGUAUCACCAGCAGAACCAGAAGGUGGCUGUGGUUUACUACCUCUGUAGGAAUCGCCAGCUCGAGCACCCGCACUUCAUUGAGGUGCCGUUGUCAUCGCCAGACGGUCUUUACUUGAGAGAUGUGAUUGAGAGGCUCAAUGUUUUAAGAGGCAGAGGGAUGGCCUCCAUGUACUCUUGGUCUUCUAAGAGAAGCUACAAGAAUGGAUUUGUUUGGCGUGAUCUUAGUGAAGAUGACAUUAUUCUUCCUGCUCAUGGAAAUGAGUAUGUUCUCAAAGGCUCUGAGCUCUUUGAGGAAUCCAGUUCAGAUUGUUUCAGUACUGGAAAUAUAAAGUUUCAAAAUCUGAAACAAUCACCAGAACCAGUAUCUUCUAGAAGUCAAGAUGAUUCCUCAUCAUCUUCGAGCCUAAAUGGGAAGGAGACUAAGCAUUCUCAGGAUGAUGAACUUUCCCCUCCCGCUCAGCGUCCUGGUUCCUCUGGCGCGUCGCCAGAAUCCAGCUUUGGGAAGAAUUUGCCAUGGAAUGGUUCUCUGAGCUUGACAGAAUACAAGAUCUACAAAAGUGAGGGGUCAGCUGAUGCUUCAACACAGACUGAGGAAAAUGUAGGUAGAACUAACACCCGAGAAACUUGCACGAGAGGUGUUUCAACUGAUGACGGUUCACUUGAAUCAGAAUGCAAUGAGAAUUAUCAAAAUCAGGUUACACAUGGGAAAGAGAAUUCUGAAAUCACUGGGGAUUCAGUCUCCCCUCCUACCUCUUCCUCAAGUGCUUCUUCGUCGUGUGGGAAGAGUGAAACUUUAGAAUCUUUGAUCAGAGCUGAUGCUAGUAAAAUCAACAGUUUUAGGAUUCUUGAAGAAGAAGAUAUCAGGAUGCCUACCAAUACAAGACUAAAGGCUACAAAUAUGUUGAUGCAAUUGAUCUCAUGUGGGUCAAUAUCAGUGAAAGACCACAGGUUUGGCAUCAUUCCAACCUACAGGGCGAAGUUUUCCCAUUCAAAAAUUUCCUCCCCACUAUUCCCUACUUUAAUGUUGGGUGAGCUUGAUUGCCUGUCGAAGAAUCCAAGAUUGAUGGGGUUGAGGUUGGAUGAUAAAGAAUACUUCAGUGGGAGCCUGGUUGAGACAAAAUUGCUCAAGGAGGAAGGAGGUGGAGCUUCUACUCUGAAGCGUUCUUCUUCCUACAAUGCUGACAGGACUUGUAAGCAAGUAGGUCCAGUUGAUGGGAUUGAGGACUCAACAACCCCAGGGAGUUCAAAGUGCAUUCCUCUAUCUAUCAAGGCUUCAAUAACCAAACAACCGAGGAGUGAAUCGAUGAGGUCUCCUAUUUCUGAGAAACAUAGAAACUCAUAUGAUGUGGUUGAUGGAUCACAAGCUAUAUCCACUAGCACUUGUCAUGGUGGCGGUAAAAGAAUGAUGGAGCCUGAUAAAUCAAAGAGGCAAGAUUCAUCGAGAAUAGAGAGAGAGAAGGUGAUCAAAAUUGAAGAAAGGCUUGCUUCAGGAGCUCGGGUUAUAAUUCAAUCCAAAGCACGUUAGGUCUGCCAUCUGCAGCUCUUAGAUCACAUUUUCGAUGCUAAGCAAUAGGUAAACCUAUCAGUUCCUUUUGGAAAAUCUUGGACAAGCAAAACUAGUGGGCUUGGGGAAUUGGUUUGAAUUUAAAAUGAUAGUAAAAUUGUUGGCGGGACAAUGGCUUCGGUUUGUAAAUCUGUUUUUUUUUUUUUUGUCUGGGUUUGUAAAUCAAUUUAGUGUAAAGAAAUGAGGAAGUGGUGGGACAAGUGCAGGUGUGCUCUUAGUGGACUGCGGCCUGGGUUUUGCAGCUGUCGUGGGUCAGCUUUAUGGAAUGGGGAUUAACCUUUUCACUUUACUUGCGAUUUUGGCUUUUGGGUAGGUCCGGUGCACUUAGCAGUCAGCACAUAAGACUAAGAGGGAAGGUUAAUUUAAGAUUUAACCUAGCUGCCUUGGAAAGACCAAGUUUUACUUGCUCAUAUUUUCUUUUUUCGUUUUUUUUUGUUUUUCUGGAAUUGACUUGCUUAUAUACAGCAUUCUCAUAGGAUACCUUUCAUGCCUAAGCUGUGUGCGUCUACGUCUCGUUCAAGGUAAAGCAGGAGGCAUAGCUUUUAUUGUUGACCCUUGUAAAGGUAAAAGGUGUUGAGAAAGGAGCCUCUAAAAUGAAUAGUUUUGUCGUUCUCGCUAAAUCUUUACUCGAAAUGUCACUCAAUACAAAAGGAAGGUUGAGUUGCUUA